Naegleria gruberi is the source of this 1082-nucleotide messenger RNA. RefSeq lists its product as uncharacterized. Gene Ontology annotation, molecular function: single-stranded DNA binding; 5'-tyrosyl-DNA phosphodiesterase activity. The coding region runs from base 200 to 1048 and encodes 282 amino acids. Gene Ontology annotation, cellular component: cytoplasm; PML body. The transcript has a single exon. Gene Ontology annotation, biological process: double-strand break repair. The record is from RefSeq and is a predicted model, not a curated record. Lineage: Eukaryota; Heterolobosea; Eutetramitea; Acrasida; Naegleriidae.
GUACUUUGGAAAGAGAAAAUUACACUCCUAUCUAACAACGAAGACAAUAACAGGCACACGAUCCGAGGCUUUUCAGAUUGAAACUCUCAAUCAAUUGUCCAAUCAUUCGCAAGGCUUUCAUUUCCUUGAUCGAUUUCCUACAGAGAGGAGAUGUAUCUAUCCUCAUCAAUUUAAUGAUCAAUCCUCGGAAUGGCAUUGUAUGGAGAGUGUUGAUGCAUUGGAGAAGAUAAACUCUAAAUUAAUUCCCAAAUAUUUAAAUAUUGUAACGUUUAAUGUUUGGUUUGCUCCCUUGAUGAUGAAGGAAAGAAUGGAGGGAAUAAUGCAAAUGCUAAUGGCGAGAGAGGAAUUACCUGAUGUGAUGUGCUUUCAGGAGGUAACUGAUGAGGCAUUGGAAUUCAUUGCUUCUCAUGAAUUGAUAAGAAAGGAGUAUUAUUUGUCUGAUUCUCCCAAUGAUUAUUAUACAACUGUGGAUCCGUAUGGAGUGUUGAUGGCUGUGAGGAAGGGAUUGCCUGUGAGGAGAAUGUUUUAUAAUACAUUGCCUUCUAGAAUGUAUAGAGCUUGUUUGUCGGUUGAGUUGAAUGAUGGAAAGGAGAGUUUUUGUAUAUCAACAGUUCAUUUGGAAAGUUUGGCCUCUACUGAUAUGAGAUUCAAACAAUUGGAUGUUAUUAGUGAAUUUCAACAAGCAUUUGAUAAUGCUGUACUGUGUGGUGAUUUUAAUUUUGAUUCUGAGAGGAAUUAUGAUGAAGAUUAUCUUCCCUACCUUGAAAAUGAUUAUUUGAAUAAUGAAAAUUGGAAGAGCUACACUGAUAUCUGGAAGGAGUUGAAAUAUCCAUCUAAUGAGCUUGGAAAAACCUUCGAUACCUCAGUUAAUACAAUGCUUAAAGGUCAAAAAGAAGAGUUGAUGAGAUAUGACAGAGUUAUGCUCAAAUCCAAAUCUUGGAAACCAACAUUUGUUGAACUAUUGGGGACUAGUCCAAUUCAGACGAAUCCAGAUAUUUUCCUAUCAGACCACUUUGGAAUUUGUACAAGAAUCGAAAAAAGUGAUUAGGAAAUAAAAGUGAAAUAAAACUGUGCCUUAGAUU